Cherax quadricarinatus is the source of this 2688-nucleotide messenger RNA. The record is from RefSeq and is a predicted model, not a curated record. NCBI's taxonomy places the organism in Eukaryota, Metazoa, Arthropoda, Malacostraca, Decapoda, Parastacidae.
AGAGAUAGGUGUAAGGAAACAUUACCAAUGUUUGAGUGCACCCUGGGAAUCAAACCGGUCUCAGUGUGAGAUGAGGCCACCACCAACUGAUUGGGGUAGUAACAAUGGAAAUAAGUCAUGCUGUCUGACUUUUUUGGGUUAUUCUAGAUAAUUUACACAUAUGUUACUAUGUAUGAUAAUUGUACUUGUGUACCUGCACCUAAAUGAACUUACUUAACACUCCUGGAUUACUACCCUGGAUAAAGUCUUCAUGUCUGAAGUUUGAAGUUAAUAGAUAUUAUUGGUUUUAAUAUAUCUGAGACCUGCCAAAUAGGGCCUUUUCUAGGGGCACCUUAAUGAUGGUGAAGGGCUCUUGAUCCAAGGAAUAGGACUUUUCUUCCAUGGAUCAAGCUUGAUUGCCUCUCAUUUCCCCAUGCACUGUGUGACCUUAUGGAUUUAGAGCUUCUUCCUAAAUAUAAUAAAUCAGUCACAAAGGGCUUUGUAAGUUUUUAUUUAGGCUUUGGAUAUAGUGUGAUAUUUGUAGAUGAAUGGUUCAGAGAACCGACAUGUUGAUAAAUUUGACACAUGUGCAAUUCUUGGGUAUCUUUAUUGAGGAAACGUUUCGCCACACAGUGGCUUCAUCAGUCAAGUUUCUCCUAUGUAUGGACUGAUGAAGCCACUGUGUGGCAAAACGUUUCCUCAAUAAAGAUACCCAAGAGUUGCACAUGUGUCAAAUUUAUCAUAGUGUGAUAUACCAGGGAUAGGAAGGUAAACCCUUCUUACCUUCAACAUACACAUAAUGAGUAAUGAGCUUGACAAUCAAGUACACCACCUCACUUCAGAUUCAAAAUUCAGAAAUUUAUUUCUUUGCAUAAUAUACAAUGUGUAGUUUACAAGUAGUAAAAUAAUGCCAUGCACAAAGGAAGCUACUAAUGCACGAGUAUUUCAGGCAGACUGAUUUUAAUGCACACAUACUACAGUACUUUAAACUGGACACAAGUUAGUGGUGAAUUUUAAUUAUUAAUACAAAAAGAGGGGUGGUCAAAAUUUUAUAUUAGUACAGUUUAUAAUAGUGGGGUUGCAAAAAAAAUUAUGAUUAGUAAAAUUUACACCUGUACACUUUUAAAUCUGUAUUAAUACUUGAAUUAAUUUAGUGUUCUCAAAGUUAAUUGGGAUUAACUAACUGGUUCUAUGAUUUCAGACUUGCUGCACACUACUGUGGGCUUACUCCCACUUAACAUUUUACUCUCAAAUCAAUGCUAUACAGACUAAUAAGAUUCAGGAAGGGGGAAGUUAAUACAUCAAUGCACUUGAUUACAUUUUAUUAGUACUUGUAUAACAGUUUACACGGUUAAAGAGAAAGUAUCUGCUAUUAAGAUAACUGGGGAUAAUACAAGGUAAUUUAGAUAGGAAUACAAUUAGCUGAUGAAAUCAGAUAUACACAUACAGAAUAGUCCUUAGAAUAGAUUUCUCCUCGAGAUCAGUCAGCUUCUAGGUAAAGGUCCCAAGACCUCACAGUCUCCAGUUCUGUCAGUGACAGAGUUUGGCCACUAAUUCCUCACAGAAAGUCUACCAUGGUAGACUUUCACAACCAGGUUGUGAAACUUUAGCAGCCACCACUCCCAUCAUUGCAAGCAAACAGAAACAAGACACCUGGUCUCGCCUCACUUACAUUUCUCACAAGCUUGAUAUUGGACAGGCAGUGUCAAGAUACAACAUAAAAUAAAAUAAAAAAUGAUUUUAGUGGUCUUGAGGGCACUUAUUGGCACACAAGAAAGAACAUUGUAGAUUUAACCUAGGAUAACACAAUUGGUAACUGCCUCAGCUUAUAACUGAGGGACCAAGGUUUGGUCCCCAGAUGAAUGAAAGCAUUGGGCAUGUUUCUUACACCUGUUCCUGUUAACCUAGCAAUAAGUAGGUACCCUGGUGUUAAUUGUCUUCACGGGGAGACAAAGGACCCCAAUGGGGUCCUUUAUUGGUUUAUCCUGAGUUACUAAGCCUUUGUGUUAAUUAUCAAAAGAAAAUUAUCUGUGUGACUUAGCAGAAACUAGUACUUAAAAUGAUAUUAUUUCCAUCUAGAUCUUUUUUGAUCUCGACACUGUAAACCACAAUAUCUUGGUGCCGAAACUAGAUGACAGCAUGAGACUACUGUAUCUACGAUACUAUUGGUCUUGUUUUGUGGUUAUGAAGAAGUUACCGAAGGCAAGCCGUGUGGCUGAUUUUUUGCACAAGAGCUUUGUAGUGACAUGUGGUAGCAGGUCUUCUCAGAUUCUGACAAUGAUAAAAACAGCACAUUGUCUAAUACAACUAGCUCCUCAUUUAAGCAGGAUUGGUUGUGGCAUUCAUCGCUUAAUCCACAGUACCACUGUAACUUGGACACAACCUAGCUUUCCUUCAGCUGUAUGGAAGCUUGGAAGUCUUAAUCAUGUGGCUAUUGCUACUCCUGACCUGAAGAAGAGCACUGCCCUUUAUAGAGAUGUGCUGGGUGCAGAGGUGAGCGACAUACAAGCUCUUCCAGACCAUGGGGUAUACACAGUAUUUGUCAAGCUGGACAAUGCAAAACUUGAACUGCUGCAUCCAUUCGGAGAGAAUAGUCCCAUUCAGAAUUUCCCUCGAAAGAAAAAACGGGGGCAUCCAUCACAUCUGCACGAGGUAAAUGACAUUAAAGCUGCAAUGAAAGACCUCAAAAAAAAAAAUAUUGGUGCUUAA